This is a messenger RNA of Aspergillus wentii DTO 134E9, 669 nucleotides long. RefSeq lists its product as uncharacterized. The record is from RefSeq and is a predicted model, not a curated record. The coding region runs from base 193 to 669 and encodes 158 amino acids. NCBI's taxonomy places the organism in Eukaryota, Fungi, Ascomycota, Eurotiomycetes, Eurotiales, Aspergillaceae. The transcript is spliced from 2 exons.
CGUCUGUCUACAACAACCAAAUAGAAAUGGCAACAAAGAGACCAGCAUCCAAGGGUCUGUCUGUCUUGUUCGAUCUAUCCUGCCUCUGCUCUUCCCUCGGAGCUCCAAUCUUCCCUGCGUGAACUUUCAAUCAGCGACAGCCAGCACUCCUCCAUCAAGGAUAUCUCCCGCCCAACAUCGGUGAAGAAACCAAUGGCGCCCAAAAAGGCCCCCGUUGCGGACUCCUGGGAGGACGAGGCCGAGUCCGACAACGACGACGACAAGGGCGGCGCUACCUCCAGCUCCAAUUUAGAUGAUGAUACGCCGUCGCCGGCCAUCAGUGCCUGUGCAGAAGGUCCUUUGGAUCCUCCACCCACGCCGAUUUCACCGCAGACCUCGCAGCCGUGGGUGUCGUCGGCUGGUGGUGCUGGGUAUGGGAAUCCGGGUCCCGCGGAUCGUAGAUCCCCCAACCCUGCUGCUGCUCGCAGGCCGGAGAAGCAGACUGCCGUUGCUGGGAGGAUGAUUGCCGGUGCUCUGGGCAUUAGGGCUCCCAAGAGGACGGAAGAACAGCGAGCCUACGAUCGGGCAACGAAAGAGCAGGAAAUAAAGCGACGGAAUCGGGAGCGGGAGGAGGCGGCAAAGGCGAAAGAGGAUGAGGAGCGAGCUAAAGCCGCCGUUUGGGAUAUGUAA